This is a messenger RNA of Eimeria mitis, 261 nucleotides long. RefSeq lists its product as uncharacterized. The record is from RefSeq and is a predicted model, not a curated record. Lineage: Eukaryota; Apicomplexa; Conoidasida; Eucoccidiorida; Eimeriidae. The coding region runs from base 1 to 261 and encodes 86 amino acids. The transcript has a single exon.
AUGGAGAAAGAAAAGAGGAGACAGGAAACAGAGGAGACAGAAGAGAGGAGACAGAAGAGAGGAGACAGAGGAAAGGAGACAGAAGGGAGGAGACAGGAGACAGGAGACAUGCGAAAGGAGACAGGAGACAGAAGAGAGGAGACAGGAGACAGAAUAGAGGAGACGGAAGAGAGGAGAGAAGAGACAGAAGACAGAAGAGAGGAGACAGGAGACAGAAGAGACAGGAGACAGAGGAGAGGAGACAGAAGAAAGGAGACAUAA